Messenger RNA from Scomber scombrus (Atlantic mackerel), 930 nucleotides. RefSeq names its product serotriflin-like. Bases 1 to 930 code for a protein of 309 amino acids. Lineage: Eukaryota; Metazoa; Chordata; Actinopteri; Scombriformes; Scombridae. The record is from RefSeq and is a predicted model, not a curated record. The transcript has 10 exons. Gene Ontology annotation, cellular component: extracellular region.
AUGUGUCAAGGACAUCAACAGAGUAAAGAGUUUGUUAGUCUUAUCAGUGCUUCCGAUGGAGAGCAGAGAACAUGCUGUACGUCCCGUUAUCAUGAAGAGCUCAGAUGUACCAUGUUAACACUGAGCUGCAACUUUGGAUAUACCUUCAAGGACAUUUCACAGAGGUUCACAGUCCUGGAUUCAACCAUGACCAUGUACACUUUUACCUUCCUGUGUGCCUUCGGCCUCUUUGCUGCUCUUCAGGUGCCUUGCACCUUGGCAGAGGAUGCAGACCCUAUGUCAAAGGACACCGUCCUGGCCUCUUCCUCGGAUGCGAGUGAGAUCGUGGACAAGCAUAACGAGCUGAGAAGAAGUGUUCAGCCUACUGCAAGCAACAUGCUAAAAAUGUCCUGGAACAAUGAGGCUCAAGCCAAUGCUCAGAGAUGGGCCAACACCUGCUCCAUGAACCAUAGCCCUGCUAGCUCCAGAAAGAUCAGCACUAGUGGCUGUGGAGAGAACCUGUACAUGUCCAGCUGGCAGAACACUUGGAGUAACGCCAUCCAGUCCUGGUAUGAUGAGGUGAACGACUUCCGUUACGGAGUGGGAUCUGUGAACGGAGGAGUUAUCGGACACUACACACAGUUGGCUUGGUACAGGUCUAACCAGAUUGGCUGUGCCAUGGCCUACUGCCCCAACUCCCAGUACAAGUACUUCUAUGUCUGCCACUACUGCCCACCUGGUAAUGUAGGCCAAACGUCUCGACCCUACAAGGCAGGACCCUCAUGUGGUGACUGCCCCAACGCCUGUGACAACAAACUGUGCACCAACCCCUGUCCCUACACCGAUCAGUACAGUAACUGUCCAGAGCUGAAGCAGCAGUGGGGCUGCAGCCACGGUGAUGUGGCCUCUUGGUGUCCCGCCUCCUGCAAGUGCAGUUCUCAGAUUAUCUAA